Molecule: messenger RNA, 774 nt
Organism: Drosophila eugracilis
Lineage: Eukaryota; Metazoa; Arthropoda; Insecta; Diptera; Drosophilidae
Product: trypsin alpha-3-like
Exons: 1
Coding region: 1-774 (257 amino acids)
Biological process (GO): proteolysis
Molecular function (GO): serine-type endopeptidase activity
Source: RefSeq, a predicted model, not a curated record
AUGCUCUGGCCAGCACUUAUACUCCUUCUAGUGAGCCUAUCCUGGUCGUCAACUGCAACUGCUCUAAAUUCAAAAUGCGGGAUCACUGGCAAUAAAGCUGAGAUAACGGAUGUGCCUUGGGUGGCAUCGAUUGAGCUCAACGGUAACCCCAACUGCAAUGGUGCCAUCCUCAACGCAAAGCAAAUCCUCACCAACUCGGAAUGCGUGCCCAAAAGUACUGUGGCAGGAGUCAAGGUGCGGGUGGGCGUUACCACUCAAAAAUCGGGAUCUUCAAUAGGAGUUUGCUCCUCAGUCGUCCAUCCGCAGGCCGGCUGGAAGCAUUACGACACCAAUCUGGCCAUUCUGAACCUCUGCGAACCCCUCACACUCUCUAAUGAGAUCAAGCCCAUCCAGUUUAUUGACCAGGCACCCGAUGUCGAGGCCAAGGCCUCAAUAGCUGGUUGGGGUUCCGGCACCUGGUGGUCAUUGCUGAAGAAACUCUGCUUGUCCGUAUCUUCCAAGGAUUUACGAUCUCUUGAUGUCCAGCUCUACGAUGUGGAGAAGUGUUCCAAGGACCGUAAGGGUUUUUUCUCUUCCAUAAGCAUUACGGAUCUCAACCUUUGCUCCGUGAAGAAAGACAGCGCCUGCUCCCUUGACAAGGGCGCCCCGCUGGUCGUCGGUGGCAAGCUGGCUGGGAUAUUGUCCUUUGGCGACUGUGCCAAGAAGCCAGAUAUCUACGUGAAUUUGUUUAGGCACAAGAAUUGGCUGGAGAGCAAUACAAAGGAUAAUAAAUAG